Brassica napus (rape) is the source of this 4532-nucleotide messenger RNA. RefSeq lists its product as uncharacterized. NCBI's taxonomy places the organism in Eukaryota, Viridiplantae, Streptophyta, Magnoliopsida, Brassicales, Brassicaceae. The transcript has 3 exons. The record is from RefSeq and is a predicted model, not a curated record. Bases 3494 to 3928 code for a protein of 144 amino acids.
AUUUUUAAAACUCCAAUGGGUAGAACCCCAUUGGAAGUGCUCUAAGGCGGCAGCUAAAGGGUUAUUGUCCAACACUCUUGUUACUAUCGCGAGAUUAGGUUGUCCAUGUACAUUCCUUCAUCACCGCAGGGUCCUAGCUGCGAAAUUAUUUUGUACCUUUUAAUAUUUAUAUUUAUCUAAUGUUGAAAAUAUUUUUAAAAUUUAAUCAGUAAUACUGUGUAUAUUUUUUGAUGAAAAUAAAACUAUAUAUAUACAAAAUAUUUUUUGGGCUUUUUUCAAUUUAAUUUAUUAUAUUUUUUUAAUAAAAAUAUAGAUUUAUAAAAGAUUGGGUUCUUUAAUUAUUAAUAUAUGGAGGAUACAUGCUUGGGUCCGGGAGGAUCACACAAUUUGUCUCCUCUAUUCAGCCGGCCAUGUCUCCGUGCGUGCCAUAUGACAUGUAAUGCUGGAGACACAUACACAUCAGAGAUCUUUACACGAUAUUGAUAUAAUGUGUUUUUGGCACAUUAUAUGUAUGUCUUACUAAUAGUUUUCAAGGUUUUAUCGAGUUUUUUUAGUCCCUUUUCGAGUCAUAACAUGUCUAGAGUUGCAUUGGAUGAGAAAUGGCCCAGCUAAAAGAAAAGAAGAGAAAAAAGUAUGAAUUGGAGUCUUUCGCGCAGAACAGUCGACCGGAGCAGCCUGACUGCCUGCUCCAGCGACAGAGAUAAAAAAAAAAGUUUCCAAAUAUUUCGGGAUUUGCCCUAGAUUUCCUAUUUCUUUCCUAUAGCCGCAUGUGGCUCCCGUAUAUACAGUCUCCUAUUUAUUAUUUUAGACCUACCUUAGUUUUUACGCAAGAAAAGACCUGUGAGAGCUUUGAUUUUAGCGAUUUGCUACUUGUAAGGGAGAAGGCCUCAUCUAUCUCAUAGAGAAGAUUAUCCUGAACCCUCUGAUUUCUUUGAUCUAUUAUAUGCAGUAUUAUUCAGAAAUCAUGCUUCUCUGUUCUUGUGUUAUGUCUGAGUAGUCACCGAGUUAGUUUAGGGUUCUAGGGUUUUGGAUUCGUAAGCUGAAGCAUAAAUAAGUCAUCUAAAGAUUGUCUACAUUCAUAUCUGUUCUUAUUGCUUGCAUUGAACCGAUCACUUAGUGCAUGAAUUAGGGUUAAUCAAUAUAGCUAGCCGUUAAUUGAUAACUUGAUAUGAUUUGAAUGAGCUUUGCAUCCCUAGUCAGCGAGAGUAGAUAUUAAGGUGUAUCGUGAACAUAUCGGACUUGAUCUCUAAAGCUUGCUAUCACAUCUUGAUCCAAACGAGAGUUUAGGCAUCAAGACCAAUUUGCAAAGGAAUCAAUACCACGAGAGUGGGUUUAUUCAACCUGAGUGAUUCGAGUUUAGACUUGUUGUUAGGGGAUUUUUGUGUAGGCUCUUUGUGAGUACUACGGAACGAUGGAUAGGCUGGUAAACCGGGUGAGUUUUUGUAUGUAUUUCGUGAGGAUUUUGAGAGGAUAAUAAAGAGAUAGGCUUGAAGAGACUUUUAUUAGAUAGAACAAGCAAGAUUACAAGGUAUUGAGUAGGAACCCUAAUUCUAGCCGUCUAGUCUUGGUCUCUAAGUCUUGGAAAAGUCGAUCCCUUGCUUUAGGGUUUUAGUAGCUCUUAUAUAGUCGUCUGGGAGUCGGUUCCAUUAGGUUAAACUCUUCCAUAUUCGGAAAUAUGGAAGGUUCUCCUUAUCGGAAGUUUUCUAUUUCUUGGAAGGGAGCUCGGUUCCAGGGACCGAACUCGGGGUUCCUUCUAGCGGGGACCUGGAGCCUUCCCUUAUCGGGGACCCGAGGAUCUGGGUCCUGCCUGAAGGCUGGAGGAAAUGAUACCGGAGUAUUUUUCCCCAACAGUUUGCCUCUUAUUUCUCGAUUUCGUCGUCGAAGUCGGGGAAUAACCUGUGCACUCAAGUUAACUAAGGUUUCUCAUUCUCAGCAGGCUCCCCUUAGGCAAGACCCGUUCCAUUGAUCUUGCUAUCCUGGGUUCCACUCAAGCCGGAACUCAUUCUGAACCCAGGUGAGGAUCGACUCCUUCGUGUUUGACCGGAGUCUAGUAGUAGUUUCUCUUAUCUUCUGGAGAUGACGAGGCUGGAGCUCUGGAUUUUGAACCGCGCGCGGGCUGGAGAGAGUUCUUGCUGGGAGAAUCCAGGGAUCUUUGAGGCUAUGAUCCUUUGCUUUGAGGAAAGGCGGGAGUGCUACGGAGUCGAUGCUUCGACUCUGCAAAUGAGAGAGUUCCUAUUGGAGAGGACCGAGGCUUCUUAAGGGUGAGAUUCCCCGAGCUGGGGAAAUAGUAAGGGGCACCCUUACGGUCCCCGUAUUUUGGUCCAAAAGUUUGGCGGGAAAAGGGGGAGCUCUUCGAUGUUUGUCUCGAGAUUCGUAUUCACGCGUGGUCUUUCCCCCGACGCGGGUAAAGUGUUUCUAGGGUUUUCGAUUCUACCCCUCCGAUUCCUCCUCCUGAUUCCUUUAGUUUCCUUUUCUCUCCCUCUCGAAGAUUUCUUGCGAUCUCCAUAUCUCGACUUGGGUCCUCAUUCUGCAGGUAACUUCUUCUUCUCUUUCGCCUACUUUUAGAUCAUUUUUUCUUUCCGCUCUUGAGAUGAGGACUGAGUCGGGUCUCUCUCCAGAUUCUUCUUCCAUAGGUAGUAGAGUUAGAUCUAGUAGAUCGAGGGUUGCUUCGACGGAAUCUAUGGAUUCUUCUGAUUCUUCUCUGGAUCUGACCGCCAAAAUGAAAAAUCCCAAAGCUAUCGUUGCUAAGAGAGCUUCACCGGUAGGGGGAGCUGAUAUCCUCCGAUUGGCCCUCCUUCGGUGAGAGGGACUGAGGAGGUCGCGGUUUGGAGGAAGAAGUACGAGCUCCCUGAUGAUGUUGCUGUUCGAGUACCUGAUCCAGAAGACAGGGUUUCUGAUUUCGGUGUGGAUGAGGUUCCUGUCUACGAGGGUUACUUCGCGUAUGGGUUCAGGGAUCAAAUUCCCUCAUUGGUAGCUAAGAUGUCCGAAACCCUAGGGAUUUCCCCAGGUCAACUAAACCCUUCGGCUUGGAGGACUUUAAUAGAUCUGCAUAAUUUAGGUGACCUCAACGGACUUGUGAUUGGAGUGGCUGAGGUCCUGUUUUCUUACUCUGUCUCUCCUCUAGGUGGCGCAGAGUGGAGGUAUCACCUUCAUCCUCGAGGCAAGGAGCCCCCAGUUCGGGAAAUUCUCAAGAAGGAGAGAAAACGGCUUCCGGCCUUUGAGGAAACUGGACGGAAAAAUUUGCCUUUAUGCACCUCCCGGGCUUUUCCUCUAUUUGGCGAUUGGAGGGUAGGCUAGUCGUAGGAACCAAGAAGGUUAUCUAGAUACUAGGAUACUAACGAGUUUUUGUCCUUUUGAUGCAGAUUUGCCUCGUGUUGACUAUUCUUCGGGGAAGGAUACCAUCGAGCAGGUGUUGAAGCUUCCUCUCGAGCGACGUCAGAUUCCUUUUCUCGUGAGCAAAGCAGCACUAAAGCGUUGCAGUAUCUGGGGUGAGAUGUCAGGAUCCAAGGGUGACGAGGCUCUGGCAGAGUACAAGAAGGCCCUUGAGGUGAUGUCCGCAAGGAAAGCUGCCCCCAAGCGAGUUUCUCCUACCAAAGACGAUGACGAGGUGCAGAUUAUCAGGAGUAGGAAACGUCAGGCGGUUGCUGCUGCAGCUCCUUCCUCUUCCAAGAAGAAAUCCAAGGCGUCAGGCUCUUCUCCUAAAGUUUCUCCCUCUGCCCCUUAUGACUGGGCCACAGUGCUCACCAACCUCAACGCGAAGGUGUUCCCUUCGACUCCGGUGCUUCUGGCAUCGGAAGAAGAUUCUUCCAUGGCUAUUCAGUCGCUUCAGGGUGACUUGCUUCAGGUGGCGUCUCAACUAUACCAUCUCGGGGAGAGGACGGAAGGUGUAGCUUCUACAAAUGUUGAGAUGGAUACUCUGGCCUCCUAGCUGCGCGAGGAAAAAGAUGCUUCUAUAGCCAAGGACAAGGAGAUCAAGGCGUUGAGGCUCAAGGUGAGGAACCAAUAGGAAGCAGGGGAGGUUGCGGCAACAGAGAACGUUUGUCUGAGGAGCCAAAUGAAGAAUAGGGAGGAGGGCUGAACGAUCUGAAGUAUGCCGCAGAAACCUUUGAGGCCGAGAAGGCCAUGGCUGUGAAUGGUGCCAAGGUCGUGGCUCGAUGGGAGCUGAUGCGGGAGUGGCUUUGUGGUCAGACCGAUAGCUGGGAUCCUGUGAAUACCCUAGAGCAGUACAAGACGGUGAAGAUCACCGAAGCAGAGCUUCUAGGACUCCCAGCUCCCUCCUUUGAAUAUGAGCCUCAGGUCCCUGGUGACGAGGAAGUGAAAAAGACGCCGGAGCCCGCUGCUGACGACCCUCCUGCCAACUGAUCUCGAUAUUUUGUUGUUCGUACUCCUGACCCCGCAGAGGUGUUUUAUUUUGUAACUGCCGUUGGUGAAGGCUUUAAAACUCUCGACCAGGCCUUUGUGCCUUUUUAUUUUGCUGUUUCAAACGAUGGCCCUGUUGUGGCCUUUUGAUUUAUGCUUUCCGGAUUUGCAUU